AUACCGUUAAUUUAGAGUUAUCAAACGUAAUAUGAGCAUAGAUUUUACUGUUGAAAUACUAGUAAUCGCAUUUGCAGUCGGUAUUAUUUUAGUUUUUAUAAUAUUUGCAUGGCUUGCAGCAGCUGUGGACUGCGGGAAAGAUUUUUUAAAUCAGCUGUUUGGGAUUUUACAGAUUGAACAAAAACGGAAACGUGUUUAAUUUGCUUAAUCCAAAAUGUGUAAUUUAUUUUAAGUGUUGUUCUUCAAAGGACAGUGGCUCUGAGAGUGUAAUCUCGUGGGAUAUGGAUGAAGGCAUCCAGAACGAAAAAGCAGCCUGUAGCAGCGUAUCAGACCAAAAUACUGAAAAACAACAGACAUCCUUAAACCAAACCAGAUCGUCAUCUAGUAUUGACCUCAUCAGUGCUUUGCAGCAAGUAGAAGGGUCGCUACUGAAUAGUGUGGUCCAGCCAUUUCACUGUACAGGAAAUCUUGACAGCUGUGAGGGGAGUAAAGGUCUGAAAAAUGUAAUACAGAAUCAUGGCAACUCUUUGCUUUCUAACUCCAAACAUCAAAAGAUGGAAACCCACAAUGAUAUCAACACCUGUAUUGCAUCACUUGACCAAGUACAAGAGGAAACCACCAGUGAUGUCUGUGCUAAAAAUACAAAAAUGCCUCUCAGUACGACGUCAGUGUAUAAUGGACAUGAAUACUUAUUUAUGGCUAAAAGUAAUGGGAAUGAAUCUCAUCCAAAAAACCUGUGUGAACAAAAAUCAAAAGGGAACAAACUUCUCAGAACCAUUGGCAUAAUGAGAAGAGAAAACCUGAGACCAAAUAAGAGAACUGCUGGUGCUUCUGAGCAGAGCCAGGGAGCUGAAAAUAGAGAGUCAGAGAAAAAAACAGCUGAAGAUCAAAUUUUCGGAAAAGUCUGUUACAGUGAUGAAGGCCAAAUGUAUGAUAAUUCUCAACAGUAUUUCUAUAAAUCUAGAAAGGGACCUGAAGAAGCAAGUGUAUCUGAAGGGACUGACAGCUUCAAAAUGGUCAUUCAUCAGUUCUGGAGAAAGGUGUUUGGGAUCCUAAGAGUUCCCCUUUACUUCAUCAUGAUAUUUCUAAUUGAGAUGCUGGACUUUGUUAGUCAAUCUCUAUGUAAUGUGUUAGUCGUGGGGAUAAUGACAGCACUCGGGGAUCAUGUGAUAAAACCCCUCUUGGUUGUUUUAUUUAGCCAUGCAUUUCAGCCCAUGAUGAUAUUUUUGCUCAAUGUAUCUUCAAGCGUAAGGGAUCUGUUUAAUCCCUUUUUUGACAUGCUGAGAGUAACCAUGCAGCGUAUAGCUGUGAUUGUGAAAGCCUUUAGAAUUGUAGAAAUAAAUAAGACAUCCACAUCAACUUAUUUAGAAGACGUGUAAACUAAUCCUUUAAAAUUAAUAAAGAUGUUUUAAACCUA
Molecule: messenger RNA, 1417 nt
Organism: Lepisosteus oculatus (spotted gar)
Lineage: Eukaryota; Metazoa; Chordata; Actinopteri; Semionotiformes; Lepisosteidae
Source: RefSeq, a predicted model, not a curated record